This is a messenger RNA of Cladophialophora psammophila CBS 110553, 1716 nucleotides long. RefSeq lists its product as uncharacterized. Bases 1 to 1716 code for a protein of 571 amino acids. NCBI's taxonomy places the organism in Eukaryota, Fungi, Ascomycota, Eurotiomycetes, Chaetothyriales, Herpotrichiellaceae. The record is from RefSeq and is a predicted model, not a curated record. The transcript has a single exon.
AUGUCUCGCUUCCUCCACCUCUCCCUUGCCCUCUCUUCCAUAGUAUGGCUACCUAUAUGCACUCAAGCCCAUAUGCAGAUGAGCUGGCCAUACCCCCUGAGAAGUCCCCUUGACCCCGACGUCCCUGUGGACGAGAAAGACUAUGAUAUGACAUCCCCGCUGUUGGCGGACGGUUCUAACUUUCCUUGCAAGAAUUAUCAGAAUGACACAGAUGGAUACGUGACCAAAGCUACUUAUAUUUCCGGCGGCACCUACGACAUGUGGCUAAAUGGGACCACCGAACACGACGGAGGCUCUUGUCAACUAUCUUUGUCUUACGACAAUGGAGUUUCGUUCAAAGUCAUCAAGUCUAUGAUCGGCGGAUGCCCCUUGACACACAACUACAACUUCACGGUUCCCAGCUUUGCGCCUUCUUCGGAUUCGGCUCUGCUUUCCUGGUCCUGGUUCAAUCUCGUUGGAAACAGGGAGAUGUAUCAAAACUGCGCCAGAGUCCAGAUCAUCAGUGGACCGAACCAGCGGUACCGCCGAGCUUCUCCCUACAGACGACAAGCUUCUUCCAUGGAUCAGCUACCGGACAUGUUCGUGUGCAAUGUUGGCAAUGGCUGUCAGACCAUCGAAGGGCAAGAAGUGGUUUUUCCAGAUCCCGGUAACGAUGUCGUCUAUGGUCAGGAUGCAAUUGUUCCCGGCCCGGGUCCGGGCUUUACCAUCCAGGGUGCCGCUAUUUCGACAAGCACAAGUUCAGACUCUGGGGCUUCCAGUACCGCUGGAUCUACGUUAUUAGACGCUUCCGCAACGACAACCUCUAAUCCCUCGUCCUCGACUACGGCAAUUGGAACUACAAGCACGGCCCCAUCCACAACUACUACUGGGUCUGGGUCAGCGGCGAUGUUCUUCACCAAUCUUUCCACCACUCUGGUCACAACCACAACCGCAACUACAUUCCCUUCCUUGCUUUUAGCUGACAGGACAACCACUUCAUCCCCCUUCUCCUCAAGAACUAGCUUCGCUACUAACGAUGCAGGAACCAUGACUAACUCUAAUGUUUUAUUGACUUCCCCAACGACGACGACUGCGACGACAACCAUAACAACCAUGACAACCACUUCAUCCCCCUUCUCUUCAAGAAAUAACCUCGCUACGAACGGUACAGAAACCAUGAUUGACUCUACUACUUUUACGACUUCCCCGAUGACGACGGCGACAACAGCGGCCACGACCACGGCAUCCAACCUUGCGAAAUCCGACUUUGUAGCAUACUCGACGACUACAAGUACGACCCUCACGACUUCAGCUAUAAGCACCUUGACGAGCACUUUCUUCACAUUCCCUAUAACGAGAGACACAAUACCAACCACUUUUACGACCUUGGCCCGCGUCGCCAGCACCAGCACCAGCACCAGCUCCACUUCUGCCACAUCUCUCCCCCUCCCCUGCGUCCCCGGCACUUUCACCUGCAACACCCUUUUCAGCUUCUCCCAGUGCAUCGCCACAACAACGGGAACGACAUAUAUCCACAUGGGCCCCGUCGCCCCCGGCACGACCUGCGUAAAUGGCCAAAUCGUCCGCGAGAACGACGGGCCUUGCACACCCAACGGUGCGUUGUUCUGCAACGGGGAAAGGUCGUUUUAUAUGUGCGACCAGGGUGGACUCGUGGACAUGGGCCCUGUCGCCCCGGCGACGGUCUGUCGGGAUGGGGAGAUUCUCGCUGCACGAUGA